AUGUUUUGCUUUACCAAAACGAAUUCGUCAAGCGAGAAGAAAAGUAAAGAAGAAAAGCCAAAGAAAAAACCCAAGGAUUCGGAAAAAUCAAAGCCCGAAGGAAACUCAGAUGGAUCCAAGAAGCCCACGGAUAACAGUCACCAUGACGUCCCCUGCGGAAACGAAGAAAACGACGCGGGGGAUCACUGGAGAGGUUAUCCAGAUCAUGACGCUGAAUGUUAUGAGGAAGAUUGUUAG
This is a messenger RNA of Sclerotinia borealis F-4128, 237 nucleotides long. Lineage: Eukaryota; Fungi; Ascomycota; Leotiomycetes; Helotiales; Sclerotiniaceae. The record is from the annotation of a GenBank genome assembly.